AGGAAAUGACGUAACCUCCCCGCUGACGCCAGAACGUCUUCUUCACUCAAAGGACGCAGACAUGUCGGGACUGCUGAGGACCAUCGCCAGCCGCGCUGCUCCCUCCCUGCGGCAGCCAACCGUCGUCCAGAGGGCAAAUUUGUACUCCGGUCCGGCGAAGGGGAAGGUCGGAGCCGCGGUGAGUCUGCUGUUCUCUCUCCGGUAAAGUUGGGUGUAUCAGAGCUAACCGGAGGGGUCAGGUUAGCUAACAGGAGCGCUGAGCGUCCUUGGCUGAAGAGGUCAAAAUAAAGUCAAACCCGGACUUUAAAGAGGGUUUACUUCACUAAUAGAGUUACUCAACACAGCACUUCAGGAUUUUCCGACCCCGAGUCCCUGCUCGGGGAUUUUGACCAAUAUUUUCAUUAUUUUCCCGAGGCUAUGCUAUCACACCAAGGUUCAGGCCUGUGUAGGCUGACUCAGUGUGCUGAUCUAAGGUUCUUAUCCAGGGUGUAAGGUUCUUAUCCUAAGUUGCUGAAUCAAAGUGAACACAGAAUAAAUGACUAAAAAUUACAGCUAUUGCUCAGUGAAUUAAAGCAAGAAAAACCAAUAAACCUCUGGCAUUUGGACUUUAAUUUGUCAGGAAGUGCGUUUGUUGUUGUGUCAGUUAUUCUGUGUAGUAGGUUAGAGUUUCUCUGUUUCUGAAGGUGGACUUGUUUGACACCCAGUUUAAUAUCUAAUUAUGAAAAGAAAGUAUGAGAUAAAAUUGUGAACAAGAUGGACUACCAAGAGAUGAAACUUGAGUGUUUCUAUCAGUACAGAGUAAAGGUCCAGUGCUGGCUGCAGAAUCAUAUCAGCACUAAGUUUCAUGUUAUUUACAGAGACGCACGUCGAUUUAAACCGCCUAGAGGAUUCACAUGUUAAACUGAUCAUGAUGUAAGAAAGAAGUGGACACUUGUAAAGUCAUUCAGGCCUUUGUUACACCACCUCUGAGUGACUACAUCAGAGGUCUCCUAUGAAUGCCAGUUUUUCCCUGGUCUCCUUCUUAUUGUUAAAUAUUGAACUCGGACCUCAACCCAUUAAGACGUGAACCCUGUCAGAGAAACUCCUCUGAAAUCCUGAGGGCCAUUUUGAGAAGGGCCCUGAGAUCCUGAGGUUUUCUGAAGUGUUGAGGUUUUCAAAAAAGCUAAGAUCUCGGCCUCUGUACCAGAUAGAAACAAAAUUCAAAAAGUAUUUGAGAGCUUACAUGUCUGUCUUUCAACAUAGCUAUCUAUUAUUUUUCAGAACCUUCAUCACGUUUUUGAAAACCUUGAACAAACAAACUUAAAUGAAAUAAAGUGGCUGUAUAAAUAAAAGUAAAGACUCAGCACUGGAGAAUAACAAACUAUUUGCUUUCUGUAAAACAAGUGGCAGUCAUGAUAAAGGGUCCAUUCAACACAAAUAAAUAAUAUAAAAAAUAAAGUGUUGAAAGGGUAUGCAGGUGCCCCAGUAUAGUGCCUGUACAAAAGCAGCUCUAAAAACUAGUUAAUAAAUAAUUAAGUGGCUGACAGUGUGUUCAUGUCUGUGCUCACCCAAAAUCAUGCAACACUCACAGAAAACGCUGAUAGUGUGAGCCACAGCACUCCAUUAUGAAGAGGUUGUUCACACUGCUGGAUGCUUCUCCUUCGAAGGUGCCCUCUGCCUCCAUCAUUGUUUACUUUCCUCAUGAAACAUGUAGCAAGAUCCGAGCAUAAAUCCGAGCGCUUUAUUAAGCUUUAUGAGCCUAACAGAGGCAGACAGGUAUGAUGAUUUGAUUCACCAUGACUCCAGAAAUGAUUGAAAAACUACAGAAUGUUACAAAAUGAUGUAUCGUCGCUCCCGGCUUGAAGGGUAGAAAUGCCCAUGAGCGCCCCUGGCUUGGAAGGUUGAAAUGCGUACAUGCUGUCCUGUUUUAAAUGGGUAAACUGAGCCAAGUGAGGUCUGCAGUCUUCAGAUGUUGUUCUGGGCUAUCUUGGGACCCCCAGGAUGAGUCCAUGAUGCACUCUCUGAGUCUUUUGGGUAGGUCGGCCUUCUGAAAAGGUUCCCCACUGUUCCAUGUUUUAAUGGCUCUCACUAUGGUUUUCUGGAGUUCCAAAGUCUUAGAAAUUGCUCUGUAACCUUACCCAGACUGAUAGAUGUCUGUAACUUUGUGUCUCAUAUGUUGUUGAGUUUCUUUAGACAGGGACAUGAAGUGCUGCCUUCUCAGAUCUUUUAGCGGAUCUCAUGUUAUCAGACAGCUUCUGUUUAAGGGAUUUCUGAUCCUGCAGGUCUGGCAGUAAUCAGGCCUGUGUGUGUUUCGUGAAACUGACCUCAGCUUUAAAAAGGAUGUGGUAAACUACUGUUCAUUGAUGAUUUAACAAGGGAGACAGUUACAUUUUCACAGUCGGCCAUGUUAGAUCGCCUUUUUCCCUUUUAAGAAAUGAAAUCAUCAUUGAAAAAUGUUCUUUUUUACUCAGGUUAUUUUUGCCUGAUACUCAUGUGUUUGUUGAUCUGAAACAUGUCAGGGAGACAAAAGUAAAAACAGAAGAAAUCUGUGAGGGGGUCAAUACUAUUUCACAGCAUUGUACAUUACAAAUGCCCACACAUUGGGCUGGGCGAUAAAAUGAUAAUGAUAUAUAUCGAAAAUUAAUUUCCCUCAAUAUCAAUAUAAAACAUUCUUUCUUUGAAAUGGACAUGCACUUGUUACCUUUGUUGUUCAAAGAUGAACACCACGGAGCUUAGUGGAAAACUGAAACACACUAAACUGUUGUGGUACUCUUCAGUUCGUCCUCUCUGGAGCUUUGACUGUCAUAUUAGGGCUGGAAGGGUGAAUGAAGCCUCUGACAUAGGACUGGGCGAUUAUAUGAUCGUGAUCGAUGAUCGCGAUAAAAUUCAGUUUAAUCAUGGUGGUCAGCUGUGAGCUUAUUUACUCAAUCAAAGAUGGUGGAAAUGUGCGUCACAACAGCCAAUCAGAGUCGAGCUUUUCCUGCUCACUUCUGUAAGUUACCGGAAAAAUAAACAUGAGAAGUGAACAGAAUGACCGAAUGUGGAGCUAAACGCAGAGCUGAGGGCAGCAAAACAGAUGUCAGCUGUGACUUUGAGUCAUCCUCAGAAGAUGGUAUUGUUGAGAAGUUAUUCAACGUCUCUCCAAAGUUACGUCGAGCAAUUAAGCCGAUAAACUGGCAACACAACAGAUCUGUUUAAUCAUUUGAAGAAGUUCUUCCCAAGUGACUAUGCGGGAAGCAUAAUCACAGCGGAGUCUGCAAAAUCUGUCACUGCUGACGGUACGAGUAGCAUUGACAGUUUAGACACAACUGGCGGUGCAGCCACAGACCAACACAGCAAUCAAUCAUAUCCAUACCUGCCAACACUCCCGUUUUUCACUCCCCUGUGUUUCAGACUUAUCUCCCGCCCUCCUCCCAUAUUGUCAUUUCUCCCGGGAAUCUACCGUGGUUUUAAUGGUCCACGUUCAUUCAUGAAUCCGAUCACUGUAUUUGUCCAAAGUUUCCAGACAACCAAAGAUUGUCCUGUGUUUCUGCUGAGCCUCACAGACACUGGAUUGAUACUUUUACUUUACAGUUUUGGAUGAUUCAGGUCGGUUUCAGCUGGAAACUAUAUUUAAGCAGUGUUUGUUGCAAAAUGAACACUUUAAUGAAUGGGAAACAAACGCGAAAUACGCGAGAUUGAUGCGUUCAGGGCAGCCUCAGAUAAAAGAGUGCUGUAUUUCAUGCACAGAUGUUCAGAGCCUCAUAUAGGAGAGCAUGUAAAACAUAUGAGGACUUUAAAACUAAUAUUGGUGGACUAAAUAAGUUCAAGGCAUAUGGUAGCUAUUAUUGUUAUUACCAUUUGUUAUUGUUAAAACAAAACAAAAGUGUGCCGCUUCACUUAUACUUAUUUGGAUGAGCAAUUUAAUUACAAGUACUCUCAUAAUUAGCUCAUAUUCACCAUACAAGGUCACCCCAAAACUGCCCAGCGUGUGCUGCAAAAAUCUCCCGCAUUUUAUAACCCAAAUGUUAAAAGGUAUGCAUAUCAUCUACGUUUACAUUGUAAAGCAUCGUCAUUAUCUCUGAGGGAGCGAUUUGUUUAUUUUGGGUCUUGCAUACCUGCAUUAACACUCAGGACUGUAAACUAAUUCUCUGUAUUACUUAGUAUUUAUCUAUAUUUGAGUUAAAAUGUUUUUUUUAUAUUUUUCUAAGUGUAUCUUAUUCAAUUUGCUUUGUUAUUUACUUUUGUAUGUUAAUAAAAUGUUGAACAAAUCUCUAGUUUUUUUUUUUUUUUUUAGUACAGAUGCUUUAAAACUGGCAGUUAAAAAAAAAUUGUGAUAAUAAUCGAGAUCCGACGAUAUGACAAAAGAAAUCGUGAUCAUUUUUUUCCCCAAAUCACCCAGGCCUACUCUGACAGACCUGACAGUUAUUAACUGAUGUUGUUUGAUAACCAGUGAGAUGAAGUUGCUAAAUGGCUGCCAGCUGACUUAACCCUUUCUGUCUCUCCUUUAGGAAAGUGUGAUUGGGAUCGGUUUAUUCGCCCUGGCCAUCCUGGGACCUGCUGGGUGGAUCUUGGCUCACCUGGAGGACUACAAGAAGAAAGAGUGAUGUGGACGUUUUAGCAGUCAAUCACUUGGUGCAAACAUCAUCCUGUCUCCAGUGACCACCUGGGACCAUCAUCUUCUUCGUUCCCCUUCCCCCACUGGCAGAGAAGUUUACCUGCUCUCCUCUACCUCUCUGACGGCUCCACGCCACAUCCCAAAAGGAACAACUGUUUCAGAAAUGCUGACCUCUACACUUUGAAUACACUUAAUAUUGUGUUGUACAACUUUCCUCUUUAGCAUAAUGUUACAAAAUUAAAUUUUAAACACAACUCUACUGCCUGUGGUGUGUACAGUUCAUCCUCUUUUAAAGGGUUUAAGUCAAAAGACUGUCUUUAAUCAACAAGUGUGUUCAACAGAUUUGAACAUGUCCCCAUAAUUAAGGUUUCAUCGAGCCAGAAGACUCUGAUGACUAUCAGGAUAGUCCAAAAUGAUUUCUGCUGACAGAAAGGGAUAUAUUUAAGAUUAAACAGUCAAACUGGCAACAGCUCUGAGAAAAAGUGGUGGGGUUACUCUAGAUUAAUCCAAACUGCUGGAGUUUGCAAUGUGAAAAUUUAAACCAUGAAAAUAAACAAAAAAAUCCUCAAAAUAAGAGGUGAUCAGCAUUCUGUAUUUAAAAUUGAGAUAAAAUAAAGGCACAAAGUUCUAAUGUGUCUAACAACCUCACAGACCAAUGCUUUUGAAGAGUUAGUCUCUUGGAUGACUCUUAAAGAUUCAGCACUUUGUGGGACAAUCAGGUGGUUCUGUUUUUUGUCCUUCACCAAUUUCAUACCUGCAUUAUACUGUAGAGUAAUGUAACAAAGACCAGCUUAUUGUGUGGUUUUUUGUACCUGUUUAGGGCAGCUACGCCCACAUUUGGAAUGAAACAGACGUAAUAUCAAAAGACAAAGAAGAUACAGUGGUUUUGAGCUAAGAAUGAGAUUAAUAUAAACAGGACUGAAAAAUUCAGCCGGAAUAUGAAUAAACAUGAAACAGCUGAA
Xyrichtys novacula (pearly razorfish) is the source of this 5538-nucleotide messenger RNA. NCBI's taxonomy places the organism in Eukaryota, Metazoa, Chordata, Actinopteri, Labriformes, Labridae. The record is from the annotation of a GenBank genome assembly.